ACCUGUGGUCAGAAUGGAGUGUCACAGACGAGAUCCAAGUUCAGUGAGAGAAAGAAAAAUGGACCUCCUUUUCCUUUGCCUCUUCGUUUUGAUGAUCAGCAGCAGCAGUAGCCAGUUAACAAAAUCUGGGUGCGGUGCAAAUUACAGACGUCCAGAAUACACCGACAUUUCAGUGGACUGUGGCACAACGUACAUCAGCCUGUCUAUCCUGGCUUGCCCUGUGGCCUACACGGGGUACAACGAGUCCCUACUCAUUCUCAACCACAUUGAUUACGACCCCUCAUGCCAAGGCACCCUGGAUGAGAGUGUCACUCCUCCUGUCGUAAGAUUCACCUUCCCCAUCAACUCCACCACGGCCUGUGGAAGCAUCUUCAGGACCACCAGCACCGCAGGCACGGGAGUCUUUUCAGACUUCUCCAACAUUCAGACGGUCAACGUUAGCGGUGUGGUCCGCUCACACGAUGUCACCACCGGCACGGUAACCUACAAUGCUGAGCUGAAGUAUUUUUACUCUUGUGCCUAUCCUUUGGAGUACUUCAUCAACAAUACCAAGAUUGACGUGUCAUCAUCAUCCAUUGCUGUGAAGGAUAACAAUGGCAGUUUCAUCAGCACCUUGAACCUGGAGCUAUUCAGUGAUGUAAACUAUACCAAACGACUUGUUAUCCCAAAUGCGGGAAUUGAACUGAGGACAGAUAUUUAUGUCCAAGUCAAGGCCACCAAUUUGACCUCCCAGUACCAUGUGCUCCUGGAUCGAUGCUAUGCGUCAAUUUCUCCCCAGCCUACAAACUCCACCUUUUUUAACCUCUUUGUUUCAGUUUGCUCCAGAGACCAGAUGACCACGAUGGUGGAAAAUGGAGACAGCCAGCAUGCCAGGUUCUACUUCCCUGCCUUUCGUUUCAUAGAGCAGCAGAACCAGACCAUCUCCACCUACUAUCUCCACUGCAUCACACGACUCUGUGAGCAGAGCACCUGCGGCCAAUUCAAGAGCUGUCCUGGAUCAGGCAAGAGGAAAAGAGACACUUUAUCCCAAGCUACCCUUCAGGAGGGUGUGACUGACUAUACAACCAUCUCAUCUCCAGCAAUCAAAACCAAAGCUGACUCCAUGGUAUCAUCGAAAGAAGAAGAGCUCACCAGCAGUAAACAUGGUUCCAACUCUUCUGUGGGUCUGGGAGUUGCAGUGGGCGUUCUGGCUGCAGCUUGUGUUGUUGUCAUUGGUAUGGCAGCCUUCUUCUACAAGAGACUGCGCCCUGGCUCAAACAAGUUGUUCCAGAGUUAAGGUCAGACUGGGCAGUUCUCCUAGUUGCUGUGACCGGGAUGAAAGGUCCCCACGGUUUGGCUAUGAAGAGUUUCCGAGCCAGAGGAGACACAGUCGAGCUAACUUACUGCUUAAGGCUAUUUCACAUUGUCUUUGACAAUAAGAUUGAGGUAUUGGGGAAUUAGUGUUGUUAGUUGUAGAUUCCUGCACAUGCAACAUACAGUAUCUGUGGAUAUAAAUCAGUCAUACUGAACAGUAGGAGUGGUAUUGAAUUUUAUUUGUUGACAGGGUAGCCAACUUCCUACCCUUCCACCGAGUAUAUUGUGAAGGGGGCACAUUUGGAAAGUUUCUUUGAUCCAAAAUAACAUUUCCAAUGAAAUGGCACCAAUUUUAACAUGCUUUUGUUAAUCACAUUAAAAAAAGCAAAUGUUAGCGCAAGCAAAAACAACGACUGCUGAUUUUGAAAGUGAGUUUGAAUGUUUUGGAAGUUGUAUUCAGUGGCCAGUGUGCAAUGCUGAAAGUGUUAAUUGUGCUAUUUAUUAAAGUUCAUUAUGUUUUACCUCACUUACCCAUAUUAUUUUUUCAUCACAUCAUUUAAACAUUUUGGUCAUUCUACAAUACCACAUACCCCCUUUAGAAAUACAACAUGCAAUCUGAAAAACAUACAUAAACGGCAGUGCCUAUGGUAUGUUUACUGUAUGUACAAUAUGGCAUUGAUUGUUUGGCAGUCUUUAAAUAAUAUUAUUGUACCAGCUUUUCUGAAACUGUUUUACCUUCAAUGAGAAGGAUUUCUAAAUGCCAGCUGUUUCUAUCUUAUUCCAACCUCAUGUGCAAGCAUCAACAUUAAAGGCUGA
Alosa alosa (allis shad) is the source of this 2109-nucleotide messenger RNA. RefSeq names its product zona pellucida-like domain-containing protein 1. Gene Ontology annotation, cellular component: cell surface. NCBI's taxonomy places the organism in Eukaryota, Metazoa, Chordata, Actinopteri, Clupeiformes, Clupeidae. Bases 14 to 1276 code for a protein of 420 amino acids. The transcript is spliced from 11 exons. The record is from RefSeq and is a predicted model, not a curated record.